AUGAGGCCCAACUCUCAGAAUUUGUUUCUAAUUGUCUUUUGUCUCAUACAAUGGGCGGAAGCUGCGAACGUCUUCUUCCCUCUCGUUUUGACUUGGCAGAACACUUCAGUUGCUGGAAAUGUUAGACCUGUCAUUCACUCCAACUUCCAAUUUCCCGGCCCAGAGCUUCGCAUCAACCAAGGCGAUCGUGUUCAGUUUGCUGUGACGAAUCUUUGUCCUUUCAACGUCACGGUCCAUUUCCAUGGAAUUGAACAACUCGGAACACCCUGGUCUGAUGGAGUUCCUGGAAGCUCCCAGAGACCAAUUGUAACCGGGCAGUCUUUCCUUUACCGCUGGACUGCUACCGAAUACGGCGCGUACAUGUACCAUGCUCAUCAUCGUGGACAGUUUGAAGAUGGUCUUUAUGGGCCUAUUUACAUCACCCCCACGGCAACCGAGACCCGGCCCUUUAGUCUGGUCGCAACGAACAAUACACAGCUCCAAGCCAUGCUGGCUGCAGAAAGAAAGACGUCCCCUGUUUUACUUUCGGACUGGCGCCUUUUGACUUCAGAGGAGGUUUGGGCAGCAGAGGUGGCCUCGGGAGUCGACUCCUACUGCGUCAAUGCCCUGCUCAUCAAUGGAAAGGGUGCCGUGUCCUGUCUCCCCCGUGCCCUGAUCAACUCUUUGAUCACACCAAAUGUGCAAGCGGUAUUGGGCAAUGAAACGCUUACUGAUAUUGCCUGCUUUCCACCGAACGUGACCAUCGUGCAAGGCGAUUAUCCUCAUAAUUAUGAUGCUAUUCCACCGACGAUGUUCUCUGGCUGCACCCCAACUCAAGGUGAACAAGAAGUUUUUACUGUCAAUGCAAACCAGCAAUUUGUCAGUUGGGACCUGACGAGUGCUUCUGGACAUUUGCAUCUAAUUUUCUCCGUGGAUGAACACGACAUGUGGGUAUAUGCAAUUGACGGUCGCUAUAUCGAACCAGUUCGCGUCAACGCAAUCAAUUUGCCAAACGCCAAUCGAUACUCUGUGCUUGUACCGCUCAACAAGCCUCGAGGAGACUAUGCAGUUCGUUUGAUCAGCGGCAGCCAGCAGCAGAUCCUUAAUACCACAGGCAUCCUUCGAUAUCAAGGCAAACCUCAACUGAAUAGGCCCUCGAAUCCAUGGGUCCUGCUGAAUGGUCUCAAUGCGACCGCCGAUACCGUUUUCCUCAACGACUCGCAGACCAUACCAUUCCCUGUAGUGACUCCUUCAGCGACCGUUGACCAAACAUUCAAAUUGACAAUUCAACACUUCAACGCAUCCUAUCUUUGGACCUUGGGUAAUUCCAGCUUCAACCUUGAGCUUGAAGAAUCUCAACCGCUACUGUUCAAUCAAACUGCCAUUCCAAGCGACUUGAUUAUUCGAACCAAGAACAAUACCUGGGUUGAUUUGAUUAUCAUUCAUCCAAUCCACAAGCACUCAAACAAGCAUUUCGUUAUCGGAUCAGGCACCGGGGCAUUUAAUUACUCUACGGUCGCAGAGGCCAUGCAAGAGAUUCCAGAGGCUUUUAAUUUGGUGAAUCCCCAAAUCCGAGAUACCACCGACACGGUAGUUGCGAUCUUUGAGCCUACAUGGUUGGUUCUUCGCUAUCAAGUCGUCAAUCCAGGUGCAUUUUUACUGCACUGUCAUGUCCAGGUUCACCAGAGUGGCGGGAUGGCUCUGGCUAUCUUGGAUGGCGUUGAUGCUUGGCCGACUAUCCCGCCUGGAUACCUUCUUGACUCUGGAUUUUUCUGA
Molecule: messenger RNA, 1755 nt
Organism: Penicillium argentinense
Lineage: Eukaryota; Fungi; Ascomycota; Eurotiomycetes; Eurotiales; Aspergillaceae
Exons: 4
Coding region: 1-1755 (584 amino acids)
Molecular function (GO): oxidoreductase activity; copper ion binding
Source: RefSeq, a predicted model, not a curated record